CAGGCUCAUGAGACUCCGCACUCUGAGACUCAGCGGCCAGAAGCAAAGAGGAGCGACUGGAGGAGCCGCWGGAGCUCGUUACAUUGACGCGGCUCGAAAGGGAGGGCAACUUCUGUUGGAGAUGAACGGAGUGUCGCCGCUGCUGGAACCGCAGCGUCCCUUUGAUACGGGAAUCUUUCUCGGUCCUGAGACUGGGAGCCGGGAAAGUCUGAUUUGAGAAGGGGAAAGCUUUCGGAGAGCUCCUGCCUCAGUCUGAGGUUAGGAGGACCACAAAGGAGGGCAUUAAUUUGGAGCGUUUCCCGGACAAAAAGUCAUUCCUAAAACGCCACAAAAAUAAAAAAAUUACAAAAAUGACCACUCGCCUCUGCUUCCUCUUACUGGCCGCUCACGUGAUGGUUGCGAGCGCGCAGCCGGAGCCAAAGAACCAAAUGCCCCAGGCCCCGCUGUCCGUCACUCAGAGACUCGGGCUGGUCCAGAGGAAAGCCCAGGACCUGGCCAGGCCCAACAUCACCAUGCCGCGCCGCCGCCAGCCGCCCAUGUGCACGGGGCCCACGGAAAUCCGGGACACGUUCAAGUACAUCAACACGGUGGUGUCCUGCCUGGUGUUUGUGGUCGGCAUUAUCGGCAACUCGACUCUCCUGAGGAUCAUCUACAAGAACAAGUGCAUGCGGAACGGACCGAACAUCCUCAUCGGCAGCCUGGCGCUCGGAGACCUGCUGCACAUCAUCAUCGGCAUCCCCAUCAACGUCUAUAAGCUCCUGGCAGAGGACUGGCCGUUCGGGGUGACUCUGUGCAAGGUUGUGCCGUUUGUCCAGAAGGCGUCCGUGGGGAUCACCGUGUUGAGUCUGUGCGCUUUGAGCAUCGACAGGUAUCGUGCCGUGGUCUCCUGGAGCCGCAUCAAAGGCAUCGGCGUUCCGAAGUGGAUGGCCAUCGAGAUCGCCCUCAUCUGGAUCUUAUCCGUCAUCCUGGCCGUUCCAGAGGCUAUAGCCUUCGACAUGAUCACCAUGGACUACAAAGGGGAGCAGCUGAGGAUCUGUCUGCUGCACCCCAUGCAGAAGACGGACUUCAUGAGGUUUUAUAAAUCAGCAAAGGACUGGUGGCUAUUCAGCGCGUAUUUCUGCUUGCCGUUGGCCUGCACGGCCAUCUUCUACACCCUGAUGACCUGCGAGAUGCUGAGGAAGAAGAACGGGGUGCAGAUCGCCCUUAGCGACCACAUCAAACAGCGGAGGGAGGUGGCCAAGACGGUGUUCUGUCUGGUUCUGGUCUUCGCUCUCUGCUGGCUUCCUCUCCACCUCAGCCGCAUCCUGAAGCUCACCAUCUACGACGAGAAGGACCCCAACCGCUGUGAGCUGCUCAGUUUCUUUUUGGUGCUGGACUACAUCGGCAUCAACAUGGCUUCUGUCAACUCCUGCAUUAACCCCAUUGCCCUGUACAUGGUCAGCAAGCGCUUCAAGAACUGCUUCAGGUCCUGUCUGUGCUGCUGGUGCCUACCUGCCGAAAUGCUGAUGGACGAGAAGCAGUCAUGUAUGAAGCUCAAAGUCACAGAGCGAUCCUCCGAGCACAGCCACUUCCGCAUCACCAACUAGUCCAGCACCGCCUGAGGAGCGAGGAGGGUGCAGCUAGAGGUGGGGGGACGAGGACCCAAAAACAAAAAGACGAGAAAGCAAGAAAAACAAAUUUGACGUAUGGCCGAGUGAACGAGGCCAAAUUCUUUUCUCCUGGAAGAUGUCAUACGAGCGCUCCAGAUGCGUCGGCACAGAAACUCACUCUUUAUCCAGAGAGAGAUGGGAGCGGAGCGUCAGCAAACUCCAGCAAACCCCAGCCCGGGUUUUGUGCUUCUUUUUUUUUUUUUUUAAAGCUGGAGCCACAUAAAUAUGAGCCAAUGUUGGAAAGAAGAAGAAAAAAAGAAAAAUGGUAAAAUUGAAGAGUGUUGCUCUGAAAAGGGUUAAAGGUCAUUUUGCUGCGACAGCAAAUCAAACCCGCAGUCUGGAAAGAGACUGACUCAUUGAAUCUCAUCGUAUGGACGGUUGCACGUUUGUUGCAGACGAUCAUGAAUGCGGUUCUACGGUGGCUCUGAGGCUUCUGUUGUUCAUGUGAUGUAUAUCCAGUUAAGUGAAUAUAUGUUUUAAUCAUCUUGCAUGCUUUGCAUACUUACUGCAAGGGGUGUUUCGAGAUUGCAGCACGAGCUCUUGCAAUAUCGAAAUGCCAUCUGGUUGCUGUUUGUCUCUGAUUAUGUCUGUUGAAGUAAGAGUAUGCUGUUCUUCUGAGGACUUUUAACCUGACGCUUUGUUUCUCUUAUUCUUUGAGUCUCUUAUUUUGAAGUAAGUAAGGAAGUAGUUGAGUUCUGUUGACAGAGUCAACUAAUAAAUACCGCUCGUCAGCCUGA
Poecilia reticulata (guppy) is the source of this 2386-nucleotide messenger RNA. It is a transcript of the gene ednrba, whose product is annotated as endothelin receptor Ba. Lineage: Eukaryota; Metazoa; Chordata; Actinopteri; Cyprinodontiformes; Poeciliidae. The record is from RefSeq and is a predicted model, not a curated record. Gene Ontology annotation, cellular component: plasma membrane. Gene Ontology annotation, biological process: endothelin receptor signaling pathway; developmental pigmentation; vasoconstriction. Gene Ontology annotation, molecular function: endothelin receptor activity.